UGAUUGAAUCGGGGUUAGGGAGCAAGGUGAGGCCCGUCUGCGCGUUCUGCCUGGACAACGGUUGGAUUUGCUGGUCCUGUCUGAGUAUUCGGGACCUUGCAGCACAUGCAAGCCGUUCCAGCUCCCUAUCCCCCUUGAGGCCUAGCAGCGCCUUCUCUCAUUCCGCCAUACAGACGUCGGCAGAAAAUCCAAAAGCCCGGCCCGUGCUCAACCACCAGCCUUGGCGUGCUCGACAUCGAACCACCCGCCAAAGCUAUCCAACAACGUCACACCCUCACCACCCACCGUCUCCGCGUCAACAUCUCCACUCCACCACAAACCACCUCAAUUGCGUCCACCAUGUCCAGCAUCAUCGGCCGCACCGCUUUCCGCGCCGCCCCUCGUCUCCGCCCCACCCCUGUGGCCCGCCGCUGGGCCACCAGCACCGCCGGAACCGAGGAGAGGAAGGCCGGCAAAGAUGCUCUCAAGCAGGGAGCCAAGCGCGAUCCCGAGCUCUACGUCCUUCUUGCUAUCAUGAGCGGUAUCUUUGGUAUCGCAGGAUGGCACUUCUCUCGAUCCCCCACCAGCGCUUCCUCCGAGCGUACUGUUGCCCAGGCUGCCAACAGCAAGCCUUGGGAGGCGGGCGGCGGCGAGGGCAAGUACCAGUAUCACCCCGGAGGUGACCCCAAUGCCCCCAAGAAGGAUGCUCCUUCAGCAUUGAACUCGGUCAUCAUCCCCAACGUGACCCUACCCAAGGUAUGCCCAUACGUCUCUCGACUUUGCUCAUCCGAGACUGAUUGUUCUUUAGGAACUCCACGACCAGUACAACAAGUGGGGCAAAGACGGCUACUAGACACUUUUCUCGAUAGCAAAACGUUUCCUUGCCUUGCUUCCAUUAGACAAACUCACCCACCAAUCACACAUCACACGCACCACAUAUUUCUUUGCUCUGUAAAUAAGCUCAAGCUACGGCUGUACCGAGUAGACACGAACGGGAACUCUUCCGAAAUUAAGAGAACAGAAAAAUCACUUAAAGAAGCCAUCACUGUGCAAUUCUACCUUUUUUUUGAAAUUCUUUCAUUGAUUAUUCCGAACCAUUUACGGUAUUUCCAUCAGUUCGCUUCCACCUUUCUAUGUAGGUAG
Molecule: messenger RNA, 1122 nt
Organism: Periconia digitata
Lineage: Eukaryota; Fungi; Ascomycota; Dothideomycetes; Pleosporales; Periconiaceae
Source: the annotation of a GenBank genome assembly